AAGGCUUCGGGAGCCGAAGCCGUCGGGUCGCCGCGGCUUUCGCUUUGCAGCCGCAGUUGGGCGGGAGGGAGCGGCGGACUCGGCUGCCGGCUCUCCCGGCGUCCCGGUUCGGGCAGCGCCGAGGGGCGCUUCUGGUCCAGCCCUUCCAGUUCGGGGGUUCCCUGCCGAGGCGCCCGCGCCCCCGGGCUCCCAGCCUCGGCCGCCGCGGCCCCGAUGCCUAGGCAUGGAUAGAGCGGCGCUGCGCGCGGCGGCGAUGGGAGAGAAGAAGGAGGGCGGUGGCGGGGGGGAUGCGGCGGCCGCGGAGGGAGGCGCCGGGGCCGCGGCCAGCCGGGCGCUGCAGCAGUGCGGGCAGCUCCAGAAGCUCAUCGACAUCUCCAUCGGCAGCCUGCGCGGGCUGCGCACCAAGUGCGCCGUGUCCAACGACCUCACCCAGCAGGAGAUCCGGACCCUGGAGGCGAAGCUGGUCCGGUACAUUUGUAAGCAGCGGCAGUGCAAGCUGAGCGUGGCUCCCAGCGAGAGGACCCCGGAGCUCAACAGCUACCCCCGCUUCAGCGACUGGCUGUACACCUUCAACGUGAGGCCGGAGGUGGUGCAGGAGAUCCCCCGAGAGCUCACGCUGGAUGCCCUGCUGGAGAUGAACGAGGCCAGGGUGAAGGAGACACUGCGGCGCUGUGGGGCCAGUGCGGAGGAGUGUGGCCGCUUGCAGUAUGCCCUCACCUGCCUGCGGAAAGUGACAGGCCUGGGAGGGGAACACAAGGAGGACUCGGGUUGGAGUUUGUUGGAUGCUCGGCGGGAAAGUGGCUCAGGGGCUUCCACGGACACCCUCUCACCAGCCAGCCUGCCCUGGCCGCCGGGGAGCUCUCAGCUGGGCAGAGCAGGCAACAGCGCCCAGGGCCCACGCUCCACCUCCGUGUCAGCUCUUCCCGCCUCGGACUCCCCCACCACCAGCUUCAGUGAGGGCCUCUCGGACACCUGUAUCCCCCUGCACGCCAGCGGCCAGCUGACCCCCUGGGCCCUGCACAGCUUCAUCACCUCGCCCACCACACCCCAGCUGCGACGGCACACCAAGCUGAAGCCACCACGGACGCCCCCGCCACCCAGCCGCAAGGUCUUCCAGCUGCUGCCGAGCUUCCCCACUCUCACCCGGAGCAAGUCCCACGAGUCUCAGCUGGGGAACCGCAUUGACGAGGUCUCCUCAAUGAGGUUUGAUCUCCCGCAUGGAUCCCCACAGAUGGUACGGAGGGAUAUCGGGCUCUCAGUGACGCACAGGUUCUCCACCAAGUCCUGGCUGUCGCAGGUCUGCCACGUGUGCCAGAAGAGCAUGAUAUUUGGAGUGAAGUGCAAGCAUUGCAGGUUGAAGUGUCACAACAAAUGCACCAAAGAAGCUCCUGCCUGUAGAAUAUCCUUCCUGCCACUAACUCGGCUUCGGAGGACAGAAUCUGUCCCCUCGGACAUCAACAACCCGGUGGACAGAGCAGCCGAACCCCACUUUGGAACCCUCCCCAAAGCACUGACAAAGAAGGAGCACCCUCCGGCCAUGAAUCACCUGGACUCCAGCAGCAACCCUUCCUCCACCACCUCCUCCACACCCUCCUCGCCAGCGCCCUUCCCGACAUCAUCCAACCCAUCCAGUGCCACCACGCCCCCCAACCCCUCACCUGGCCAGCGGGACAGCAGGUUCAACUUCCCAGCUGCCCACUUCAUUCAUCAUAGACAGCAGUUCAUCUUUCCAGACAUUUCGGCCUUUGCACAGGCAGCCCCGCUCCCCGAAGCCGCCGACAGCACCCGGCUCAACGACCAGCCGAAAGCAGACGUGUUGGAGGCUCACGAAGCAGAGGCUGAGGAGCCAGAGGCUGGCAAGUCAGAGGCAGAAGACGAUGAGGACGAGGUGGACGACUUGCCGAGCUCUCGCCGGCCCUGGCGAGGCCCCGUCUCUCGCAAGGCCAGCCAGACCAGUGUGUACCUGCAGGAGUGGGACAUUCCCUUCGAGCAGGUAGAGCUGGGCGAGCCCAUCGGUCAGGGCCGCUGGGGCCGGGUGCACCGCGGCCGCUGGCAUGGCGAGGUGGCCAUUCGCCUGUUGGAGAUGGACGGCCACAACCAGGACCACCUGAAGCUCUUUAAGAAAGAGGUGAUGAACUACCGGCAGACGCGGCACGAGAACGUGGUGCUCUUCAUGGGGGCCUGCAUGAACCCGCCCCACCUGGCCAUCAUCACCAGCUUCUGCAAGGGGCGAACAUUGCACUCGUUUGUGAGGGACCCCAAGACUCUCGACAUCAACAAGAUGAGGCAGAUCACUCAGGAGAUCAUCAAGGGCAUGGGGUAUCUUCAUGCCAAGGGCAUCGUACACAAAGACCUCAAAUCCAAGAACGUCUUCUAUGACAACGGCAAGGUGGUCAUCACAGACUUCGGGCUGUUCGGGAUCUCAGGCGUGGUCCGAGAGGGACGGCGUGAGAACCAGCUGAAGCUGUCCCACGACUGGCUGUGCUAUCUGGCCCCUGAGAUCGUGCGUGAGAUGACCCCUGGGAAGGAUGAGGAUCAGCUGCCAUUCUCCAAAGCUGCUGACGUCUAUGCAUUUGGUGGGCCCAAGAUACAGGUUUUGGGCUCCUGGCUGUGGCUGUGGCCUCCUUGGCUAGGCUCUGGAGCAGUGCAAAUGGCAGCUGAACUCCAUUUGCAGGAGAUCCUGUCGGCCUGCUGGGCUUUCAACCUGCAGGAGAGACCCAGCUUCAGCCUGCUGAUGGACAUGCUGGAGAAACUUCCCAAGCUGAACCGGCGGCUCUCCCACCCCGGGCACUUCUGGAAGUCAGCUGACAUUAACAGCAGCAAAGUUGUACCCCGGUUUGAAAGGUUUGGCUUGGGCGUCCUGGAGUCCAGUAAUUCAAAGAUGUAGCCAGCCAUGUGGUUUUUCUGCUGCUGAUCUCUUUCUUUUUAAAAUGCGUUUCUGAAACAUCCAAACAACCACCACGACAAAAAAAUAGACUACCUGCUGAGCGCUGCAAACCGGGAGCACGUGUCCUAGAUUGAGAUUGUUCGCAAUAAACCCCAUUCGGGAGAUGGAGCUGCACCUGCUAUUUCUUAACAUGACACCACCAACAACCAAACCUGUCCUGACAGACAGCAAAUGUUUACACCUAUAUGUCUGCUGAGUGAACCUGAUGUUUUACAAUAGAUUAAUAAUAGAAACAGUCCAUGCGUAGAUGCGCUGGCACUAACGGCCAGGAUGGCGGAAAUGGCCGUGUCCUCUGGAGGACCUUGUAGGCGGUGAGGGACCCAUGCUGGGCCAGAGGGGAAGACACAUGGCGAUUGCAGCUGUUCUUGGGAUGGGGCAGGGAGCCCACAAGGUCUGACCUGGACUCGGCUUUUUGACCCAAGAGCCCAUUGAGGGAUUGGAGACUCUCUCUAGGCCUCUCCCCUUGUCCUUCCAAAGGGAUGCUGCCCCUUCCUUGUCUUGCAGAGGAAACCCUGGCUGGGAACUGAGCUAGAUUAUGGAGUCUGGAGUUCCUGGAGAGCUUGGGUUCACCUUCUCAUCCCUGUAAUCCAGGCUUCUCCUGUUGGAAAAAUAGAAACAGAAUCCAGAAAAUGUCUGGACUCACCCGGUAGUUCCCAGCCAGGGUUUCUGCUGCAAGGUGAGGAAACACCCAUAGCUUGUACAGAUGUGAGUCUUUGAUGAAGCCCCCAGCAGGCACCAAGGUGAUGGGACUCAGGACCUUGGCUUUUCGAUACAUCCCAGUCCCUGACUGACAUCUGACCACGAGGGCUGGAUGGGUGAGAACGAGGAAGACAGGAGAAGGAGUAGAUGGCAAAGGUACCUGAGCCCUCUUCCCAGCCACAGGGUGACCCUGGCACUGUAAAACCCUUUGUCAGUCAUGCUAGAAGGUUCUAGAAUUUCCCACCUCUUCCAUGUCAGUCCUGUUGAAACCCCUUAGCCCAUUACCAACUCCCCUGUCCAUGCUCUGAGCUCAGAUGGGCAGCGUGUGGCCCAUGACCCCUUUCAUGUAGACCCAGCUAGCUGGCCCCCAUCUGCAGAGUCUUCUCUGGCACCACUAGGCCUUCUACUUGUAUCCGUUUGAAGCAGGAGGGGCUGGAUUUGGAAAAGUCUUUGACGUGAGAGCACCACACUUGUCUUCAUUAGCAACUCUCACCUGCAGAGAAAAGUUCCAGAUGCCAAGGGAACCCUUAAGUGGAGGUUAGGCUGUGUUAGCCUCCAAAACCAGAAAGGAAAAGGGUUGGGAGUGAAGAUGAGAUUGGAUUCAGGCCCAGGACCUGUGACCAUGCUCUGAGCUCGGACUUGGGAAGGGAGGGAGGUGGCUCCCACCCCUUGCAGUUAGACCCGCCUACCAGAGCCCCAGUCUCCAGCCCCUUCCCUAGCACCGGAGCCUGGUCAGAAUGCCACGGAAGAUGAGCUGCUCUGCCAGGAAGCUGUGGAGCUGCCUCCUCUCCAGGCCGGGCACCCCUUGGUCAGCCCCUCCUUGGCACAGCUAUAUAGCAGUGCCAGCGUGCUUGUCCAUCAGUGUCUUCACCCUUCCCAGCACUUGAGGGGUGGCCAUGAACCACAUGGACUUGGCUCUGUGCAGGGCUUCUGUGCUGUGGUGGGACUGCUCAUUUUGCCCUAUCAACCUUUGGGCCACCACACGCCUGCCCCUUCCCAGGGAUCACCUGUGUCUCCAGCCUUCCACUUUUCUAUUGCAACGGUGCCCUUUGUCCAGGAGAGAGUAGGCCCGAUGGAUGUCCUGGUGAGCCCCACGGUUGGACAUCAGCUCAGCCAGUCAGGCUCGGUUCCUCCCCAACCCCUGACGCCAGGCCACAGUGGGACGCGCAGGCCCCCAGAAAGUCAUUCUGGGUUUUGCUUUUUCUCAUGAGCAUCACAGUUAAAGAAGCAUUCAUUGAGCAACUACAGUGCACUUGGCCCUGUGCAAGUGCUGGGCACCUAGAGAUAGGAGCAGUCAUGGUCCCUGCUCUUAAGGAACUGAUGACCUGGUGGGGCCCUGUUAUCUUCCAGGAACCCAGAAGCCACUGGGCCCCACAGGUGGAACUGGAGGACUGGGGGCAGCCUUCUGGCUCUCAGCCUGCCACCUCUGUACUGCCUGUCUUUUAAGAACCCCACCCCAUCCCGUGAUGGUCCCCCUGCUUCCCUUGUAUUUCAGUGACUGUGAACUGAGGUUAGGAAGGCACACCUGCCCUUCUGUGUGUUCUCUCCGUCUGCCUUGGAAACACGAAGGACGACAGAUACUGUGAAUUCAGCCCUCACAGCCAGCUGUGAAGGGGAUGGAGAAGGCUGGGAGGGCUUGGGGAGAGCUCUUAGGGGCUGCGGAAGUCCCCACUGGGGUCUGAGAGUGGAGCCCAAGCUUUGGCCCUCCAAGGCACCCCCAGUUUCCAGCCUCGCCUCUGAAGCCCUGCUGCCUUGAACCACCAGAGCCGCAGCCCCCUGGGUUUCUGCCUAACUCGAAGUCUUGAAUCCUAGCUAGUUUGGGGUUAGUUGUGAGCAGUGUGUAGCAAAGCUGAUCUCUCCAUGUCGCCAAGUCAAAACACCCUCUGUCUCCUUACAGCAUUUCCUCUUGAGGUCACAGAGGGGAAUGGCAAGCCCUGGCAACCUGUGCUAUUCUGUGUGGCUUUGGCAUGGGGGGAGGGCGGGCAUGUAAAUGUGAAGCCAGUUGGAGUUUGUGCUGUGCAGCAGUGUUAGCCAGGAUCUCAUCAGCGUGUGCAAACCUAGCAUCUGUGGCCACAAACCAUACACUUGCUUUCUUUGAAUGCGAUGUAAAAUUUGUACAGUAAAGUUUUUAUAUUUUCUAUCAACUGUAUUUGUCUUCCAGACAUGCUAUUAAUUUAAAUUAAAAUGGUUAGUAUUAACAAA
This is a messenger RNA of Cebus imitator (Panamanian white-faced capuchin), 5848 nucleotides long. Its product is annotated as kinase suppressor of Ras 1-like. Gene Ontology annotation, biological process: protein phosphorylation. The record is from RefSeq and is a predicted model, not a curated record. Gene Ontology annotation, molecular function: ATP binding; protein kinase activity. Lineage: Eukaryota; Metazoa; Chordata; Mammalia; Primates; Cebidae.